CGUCCACAGCAUCACUGUUUUGUUUGUUAUAAUGUGAUCGCUUUCGUGUUUUGGUGAUAAAAAGGUGAAAAUAUUUGAAACAUGACGCGUGCAGCGAGUAACUUACUAUUCUAUUCAUUUACUAUGGUAAAGCAGUCAGGCGCUGCACUAAGACACCUAAAGCAGCGCCGUUGAUGUGCUUUAUCUCUUCCGCGUUGGCGAACGUGCAGGUGCUGUGUGUAUUUCUCCACGUCACUCGCGUCCGUGUGAAAUAAUCGGAGGCACCAUAAGCUUCAGUUCAUAGGUGAGCACUUACUGCACAGCUAUGUCAUUGCUGGACUCUGAUGACAGCUACGAUCUAGUCUUCAAAAUAGUUCUUGUUGGAGAUGUCGGUGUUGGCAAAACUUGUGUGGUUCAGCGGUUCAAGACCGGUAUAUUCAUCGAAAAACAAGGGAACACGAUCGGUGUGGAUUUUACCAUGAAGACACUGGAAAUCCAUGGCAAGAGGGUUAAGUUACAGAUUUGGGAUACAGCCGGGCAGGAGCGGUUUCGCACAAUCACACAGAGUUACUACCGCAGCGCCAAUGGUGCCAUCAUCACUUAUGACAUCACAAAGAGAGCCUCUUUCAUGUCUGUGCCAAAGUGGAUGGAGGAUGUGAAGAAAUAUGGCGGUUCCAACAUUGUUCCUCUUUUAAUUGGUAAUAAAUCAGACUUGACCGACUUGCGUGAAGUUCCAUUUGAGGAUGCACAGACCAUGGCUCAUCAGCUGGAUUUUGUUAGUGCCAUCGAGACUUCAGCCAAGGACUCUAGCAAUGUAGAAGAGGCAUUUAACAAAAUGGCCAGUGAGCUCAUUCUCAGACAUGGCGGGCCCAUGUUCACUGAAAAUGUAACCGACAGCUUUAAACUCAACAGCAAGGAUGUAACCAAUGAGGGCUGGGCAUGUGGGUGUUGAUGACAGUUAUUUUUUUUUUUUUUU
Labeo rohita (rohu) is the source of this 955-nucleotide messenger RNA. RefSeq names its product RAB43, member RAS oncogene family (gene rab43). Gene Ontology annotation, cellular component: trans-Golgi network. The coding region runs from base 305 to 931 and encodes 208 amino acids. Lineage: Eukaryota; Metazoa; Chordata; Actinopteri; Cypriniformes; Cyprinidae. Gene Ontology annotation, molecular function: GTP binding; GTPase activity. The transcript is spliced from 3 exons. The record is from RefSeq and is a predicted model, not a curated record.